Molecule: messenger RNA, 1204 nt
Organism: Thrips palmi
Lineage: Eukaryota; Metazoa; Arthropoda; Insecta; Thysanoptera; Thripidae
Product: dynein regulatory complex protein 8-like
Exons: 6
Coding region: 274-840 (188 amino acids)
Molecular function (GO): calcium ion binding
Source: RefSeq, a predicted model, not a curated record
AGGAGGGCUGCGUCCGAACUGAAGAGCAAGUCACACUUGCGUGGCACUUUCUGAAGUGUUCUGUACAAUGUGGUAACUAUGUUACUCCUAUCAAAAAAAUAAAAAUGCAUAAAACAUUAGGAUUGAUGACAGCAAAUUUUAUUUUGCUGAAUAAGGUCCCAUUCGGUACUUCAGUACUUUCCCCACUUCCCCCACACCCCGACAUAGGGAAGUGCAUGAGAGAGUUGCCUGGCAACCAUAAUUUUUCCGGAAACAUUUCUAAAUCUCAGAGUGAUGGAGGAUCAAGAACAGGGGCCUGCAAAUGAUCUUGAGAGGAGGAUUAAUGAAGCAUUUGAGAUUUUCGACCAUGCUCAAAACAAAAACAUAGAUGUACGAGAAGUAGGAGCUGUAAUUAGAUCCUUGGGGUGCUGCCCCACAGAAGCACAGCUACAGGAGGUACUCAUGGAGGUGGAGGAUCCAGAUACCGGAAGUGUGUCCUUGGACAAAUUCCUCCCAUACAUGGUCAAUGUCAUCACGGAGUAUCAAAUGCAGCCAGCAUCAGCAGAGGCACUACUGAAGGCAUUUCAGGUCAUGGAUCCGGAAAGGAAAGGUUUUGUGGCAAAGGAUGUGCUGGUGCGAAACAUGCUUGAGCUUGGCGAACCUUUCACCCAGGAUGAGCUAGAGGAAAUGCUUACAGUGGCAGUGGACCCAGAAACGGGCACUGUCCCCUACGAAUAUUACAUUAACCAGAUUAUGGUAAAGGUGGAACCAAAUAUAUAUUCUUUAAUCCCCAAAAAGAAGCAAGUGAAACGCAGAAAGCUGGGAGGCAGCAUGCUGGGAGUUGCAGACGCAACAACCUGAGCCUCCAUUCCUGUCCCAGUCCCAAAGUAGAUUAGGGACACUUACAAUGUGCUCCAAACUCUCGUCUACAGUGUGGUCACGUGAGAAAACAAGACUCCUCUUUGUCAUCUGAACAGCAACAGGACUCAUGGCAGCAAUCGAUGCUGCCAUUUCAAAGGCAGCCUUCAUCAAACUUUAAAAUAGAAAGCAAAGUAAACUAUAGACACUGCCUGCUGACAAUGGCAAUGAAGAAAAAAUAGCAUUAAUAGGUUAACAGACCUUUCUUUAUCUGGGAAAACACCACUCACAAAUCCACAUUCCUUGGCUUCAGCAGACAGAAAUUUGCGAGCAGUGAGAGCAAGUUCGUUGACCAGGCUCCGACUUC